CGAAAAAUACCGGUUUGAAUGAAUUUAAAGUUUCCUCCCCGCCAAAUUAGAUUUAGGUGUUGGUAAAUUUCUUGAACGUUCCAUUACAGUACCUGCAUACUUACAGGGUGACAGCUGGAUUAUUUUCAUUGUUUUAUUAUACUGAUGUGUAUUCGUCGUUUUCUCGAUAUUUUUGAGCAACUUUAACUACUACUUACAAGUUUUUGAAAUUAUAUUCAGGGGAGCUUGUAACCGAGAUACUUUUUUUGUGAGAAUGGGGUUGGGGUGGUAUUUCUUCCAAGACCAUUCAUUCUGGUGUUGAGAUUUUGUGGGACAUCUUGAAAAUUAUCAAUGAAUGUUCUAAACAGCCACCGCUGCUUGGUAUGAUGAAUGAUGUCCAAAUGGAAGUUCAACAACGCCAAGAACUAGAAGUGAUCGAAGUCACGUCAGAAGUGUACGAUAUUUUGCAUCCGACACCAGUUUCACUGAAACAACUAUCAGCAAUCGCCACUAGUCGAGAAAUAUGGCGGAGUAAAGUGAAUGAAUAUCGCACAGGUAGAAAAUUGGAGAAUUUUAACCCAUGCAGGCUGCACAGAGAAACCACCUGGAUGAAAACUAUGCUUCCUGAUUUACCGUCCACGAUUUACGAGACAAUCGAAGAAGUUGUCUCAAGAUUUGGGCAUUCGAUGGAAGCUUGGCUAACUCAGCAUUACCAAACAGGAUUUCGUUUUCAAUACACUGAUGAGAACCACGUUUUAGAAGACUUCGAUAAUUUUUCGUGCGAUUAUGACGGCUCUAUUCAUUAUGUCAGAACAGCAGAACGUAUGAUGCAUUGUGAAGGCUUCAAUUUAGAAACGAAGUUUAUAGUCGCUUGUAUGUAUUUCUUCGAAGACGAUAUAAGACGAAUUUGGCCAUCUGUAUCGAGAAAAAUGAACUUAGAUUUGAUUGAUUUUUACUAUUACCCGCAAUGCUAUUACUGGAUUUGCCGUCUCUCGAAUAAACUAGACAAAAUACGAACCUGGGGUGGUCAAAGUGUUGACGAAAGAAUGUUUGGAAGGUUCAUGUCUUGUAAUAGACCUUCGGUCGAGUAUUUUUGGAAUCGCUUACCUCUCGAAAAGCGAAUGCAAGCUAUUGAUGCCCUUGGGUAUUAUGAAUUUGUUAGAUUCAUUUUACCAAAACUAAACGACGAGCAGCUCGAUAAAUACGUCAAUGAUGAGGAUGGUGAUCGCUUAUAUGGAAUGUUUCUAAACCUGCAUUGCGAUGAAUGGGGCAUUCUGAGAACUUGGUUGCACAUUAGGAACAUUAUAAAGGAAAGUAAUUUUACCAAUCUUAUUAUUCGUAUGUUUCUAGUUGAGGAUGGUGAAGGUGAGUACCACCAACAGGAAAAGUGGAAAUAUUUGUGUUGUCAGAUAUGGAACCAUACGCCGCUUAAUUUAAAACAAUCGAUGAUUAGUGUUAUCUCAUCCGACAACAGCUGGUUCGAAGGUACCAAUAUUAACUAUGGUCAUUAUGAAUUUGACGAGAUGAACGUCGAGUUGCUAUUGGCCAUUCUGCAGGAUGCAUCUUUGAAUGAAAGACAUUCAUUCUGGCGUAAUUGCUGGAGUGAUUUAAUUGAACCAGUUCGAAGUAAAAAUUUGCAACGAGUAAUGGAAUCUAUUUUUGAGAACGAAGAUGAGAUUAAUCAGUUCAAGCAAAACGUCAUGAUUAGCAGCGAAGUUGUCCUUGAACUUUGCGGUUCAUUAUUUAGAAAAAAAUAUUUUGUCGAAUUGAAUGCCUUUGUGAGUUUCUGUUGCCCGGAACCGCAGGCAGCGAACAACUUUAGAGAACAAAUACUGCAGUCAGUUUUUCUCGGUGAAGAUUGUUAUCUCAGGAGUGCGAUUGUUUGUGAAAUCGAGAAAUUUACCGAAUUGGUCAAAGAUGUUUCUGCCGAUUUUAAAAAUCGACUCAUCUCGUCGCCUAUAUUCAUGGAGCGUUUAUCAAACAUUAUUUGCGCAGGACUUAUUUCUUCGAAAACGAUCAUCAAAUUUAUCGAUAAUACCCUUGUUUCGACGGAAGAAACUGUAAUGCAAGUCAAAAUGAGUUUGAUCGAUUCGUUGAAAGAGUAUUUGACUGGGAAUUCAUGGAACAGUGGUGAUAUAUUUCGCAAGAAUGUAUUCAACUCGGUUUUGUUUUGGUGCUUGGGAAGUAAUGAAGAAGUUGAAAAAUUCAAACUGAACUGCACUUCGUUGUAAAGGCAGAUAGCCAUAAAAAUCAAGUCAGAGAAUGCGUUAUUUUUUUCUCUCAUCUAAGUUAUGUUAGGUUUUUUAUGUACUUAUUUUUUAUUAUUUUCAUUUAAUUUACUAAUUACCUAUCAUGAUUGUAUUUUGGUUGUGUUGUGAAGUAAAGUAAAACGGUAUAACGUAUGAUUGAAAUUGUUGAAGGAAAAUGUUUCAAUUUCUUGAAUAGUAAAUCAUUCAUUUGUUUUUUUGUUCCGAACAAUUUUCGUGGCAUUUUAAAGGAUUUUAGGUAUUAAUUCUCAAUUUGUUUUCAUUAUUUUUUACUCGAUAUUUGAAUUUUCUUCCACAUGUAAGACGUAAGUAUAGUUAUUCUUGAUUAAUACAGCCUAUUUUUCAAGUUGAAAUUGUCUUCAACUUGAAAAUUCUUUUUGCAUUUUUAAAAAAAAUUUACUUAAGCUAAUAAUAUUUUAAUUUUUUUCUAAUACUUAGGCCUAAUUUUGAUUGAUUUUUUUUUUUUUGAAUACCUACUCAAGGUAAUCAGAUAACUAUAAUGCUAUGAAAAAUGAUUACCUAAGUAUAUAAUUUUCGAAAUAUA
Molecule: messenger RNA, 2790 nt
Organism: Planococcus citri (citrus mealybug)
Lineage: Eukaryota; Metazoa; Arthropoda; Insecta; Hemiptera; Pseudococcidae
Exons: 2
Coding region: 363-2210 (615 amino acids)
Source: RefSeq, a predicted model, not a curated record